This is a messenger RNA of Ostreococcus tauri, 1380 nucleotides long. RefSeq names its product Drug/metabolite transporter. Gene Ontology annotation, cellular component: membrane. NCBI's taxonomy places the organism in Eukaryota, Viridiplantae, Chlorophyta, Mamiellophyceae, Mamiellales, Bathycoccaceae. The record is from RefSeq and is a predicted model, not a curated record. The transcript has a single exon. The coding region runs from base 1 to 1380 and encodes 459 amino acids.
AUGUUUUUGGAGACGCUGAGCGAGACGUUCCCGGAGGAGUUGGACGAGAUGCGAAGAAAGGUUCGGGACGACGUGAAGCGGGCGUCGGAGAGCGGAGGGAUGUUGGCGCUGGCGCAGGGGUGCUUCGUGGGGGCGAUGUGCGCGAGCGCGCGAUCGAUGGAGUACUUUAGCGCGGCGCAGUUUACGCUCGCGCGGUGCGCGGCGUCGAUUCCGUUUAUAUAUCUCCUCGCGCGAACGCGGGGGGAGACGAUGCGGGAGUUGAAGAAUGUGAAGAAGAGAAAUAGGCUGUUGACGUCGGUGGUGAUGAUUUUGCUCGCCGCGUGCGUGUGUUUCGCGCAAAUUUGUUUGGCGUACGGAUUGAAGUCGACGUCGCUCGGAAACGCGGUGGUUCUCGGGCAGUUAGUGCCCGUGUACUCGUGCACGAUCGCGGUGUUUCAGGGGAUCGAGCGACCGAGCGUGGGUAAGUUUGCCGCGAUCGCGAUGAGCGUGAUCGGGACGAUUUUACUCCUCGAUCCGGCGCGCAUGUGGUUGAGCGUCGGGAACGCCCUGUUGUUGGUUCGAAGCGCCAUGUUCGCGUCGUACCUGGCGUUUCAAGAGUCUAUCCUGCGAGAGUACAACCCCGUCACCGUUGCCGUUGUCUCGCAAUUCUUAGGGGCGCUCAUGGGGAUGGCUAUCGCGCUUCCGCUGGUGAUUCGCGAACACGUCACGGCGGAGGCUCCGAUUGCGUUGGUGACGCAAACGAGCGCUUGGGCCGCCGUGGCCGCCGUCGGCGUCCUCACCUCGGCCGCGUACGCGCUCACCACGCGCGCGGAGGCGAACACCACGCCCGUCGUGACGGCGUGCUAUGGAUCGCUGCAGCCCAUUUUUGCGGGCCUCAUCAUGUCCACAGGUAUAGGCGGAGCCAUGCUCGCGCGCGACGCGUUCGCCUCAGCGCUCAUCUUGGCGGGGAGCGUUUUUGCCGUCGCCAAGUCGACGCUGGAGCGAAGUGAAAUGCGCGUGAUGCAGCGAUCUCGGGAUAUGCCGUGGAACACGCUCACGGGCGAUCCCACGAUCGCGUUGCCUCGAUCGACCGAUGCGGCGAGUUAUCCCGCGCCCAUUGACAUGACGCUCGACAUCGACUCCGAGUUGUCCAACCUCUCCGUCGACGCGGACGAACAGGAAGGGACGGUGAUCAUGAAGGGCGGAUCGAAAAAACGCGAGCGUGCGACGACGACGGAAGGGACCGUUCGUCUCAAGCGUAAGUUGAGAAAAUCGAGAGUUCAGCGCUCCACCGUCGUAUGGACCAUAGCCUGGGCAGUCAUCCUCUCGAUUGUCUCGCUCGCCGGCGCCGGGCUCAUCGGAUGGUACGGCGUCUACCUGUACUGGCGUUUCUUUUGCUAG